AUGGAACUUGAAAACAUUGUUGCGAACACAGUUUAUAUUAAAGCCAAAGAGAGUAUGGGAUGAAGUGCUGAUUCAAAUUUUUUCAGGUGGGACUAAUAAAGACAAAGGCCGGAGUAAAAAGUGGAGGGAAAUAUUGUCAUUCCCCCACAUUUCCAUUGCCAGACGUAUUUUAAGGACGAUCGGUUUGUCACGUUGUCGUUUUAAUGUUGUAGAGGUGUCUUAUGACUACAUAGUUCUUGGACAACCCAUUGGCAAGAAACAGUUUUGGCUGUUCUGCUCGUCCAAACCGGCUCUGAAUAACUUAGUGAACUUUUUCGAUGCUAUUGUAAUUGUAUUUUACCUUAUUAUUUUGUAUUAGGAGCGGUACGAAGUUUGUCCCAACGACGCUGGCAUUUCAAUCGCCAAAGAUAUUUUUGCUCUAUAUUUAUCCCCAGAGGUUUGCUCACAUUAUCUGGCUAUUUCCUGCAUCAUCAGUCGAAAUCCCGAAUUAAGCAAUUUUCAGAUGAAGAGUUGGCUACGGUUGAGAGUCGGAUAAAGCAGCUGACGCUAAACACACCGCCACCAAGAGACCUUUUUAAUAAUCUCCACAGGUUCGUUUCAUACCCGCCCAGCCUAAUUAUCUUCCAGUAUGGCGGAGCACUGGCUAAGAACUACCGUGUUUAUCGCGUUCACAAAAUCAAUAUACUUUCAGCGAUAUCUCCAAUGGAAAUGGCUGGAAAGGUUAGCAACUUUUGCCCGAGUUUAUGCUGUCUACAUUAAUGACGGGAUUUCUUGCUGUGCUCCAGUAUACAUCAGCACAUUUGCAAAUAGUUGUUUUAAGCCUAUUAAAUCCUGGAUGUCGGGCCUUUCGGCCUUGUUCUGUGUCGACCUUUUGCCUUUUUUCUUUUCAGACGACCAGUCACAAAGGAUACAUUUAGGAUGUAUAGAGUUCUCGGCAAAGGAGGCUUUGGUGAAGUUUGUGCAUGCCAAGUCCGUGCAACCGGUAAACUUUAUGCCUGCAAAAAACUUGAAAAGAAGCGAAUCAAGAAGAGGCGGGGUGAACAGUUAGCAUACGCCGAAAAGAAAAUUUUACAGAAGGUCAAUUCGCGUUUCGUUGUGAGUUGA
Spirometra erinaceieuropaei is the source of this 1104-nucleotide messenger RNA. The record is from the annotation of a GenBank genome assembly. NCBI's taxonomy places the organism in Eukaryota, Metazoa, Platyhelminthes, Cestoda, Diphyllobothriidea, Diphyllobothriidae.